This is a messenger RNA of Angiostrongylus costaricensis, 882 nucleotides long. NCBI's taxonomy places the organism in Eukaryota, Metazoa, Nematoda, Chromadorea, Rhabditida, Metastrongylidae. The record is from the annotation of a GenBank genome assembly.
AUGCAAAGUGCAAGCCUCUUAGUGAAGUGUACAAAACAGUUUCAAAAUGUAAUGAUCAGUGUCAUUACAGAGGUGUCUGUAAUAACGUUGGAAACUGUCACUGCGAAAAUGGUUUUGGUGGUAUCGCUUGUGAAAUACCUGGUUUUGGUGGUUCUGUUAACAGUAAUCCUUCCAACACGAGCAGAGGUUCGAAAGGCACCACCUCCACCUGGUGGAAGAAGGCAUUUGAAAAGGGAAAGCUUGAGUGCGAUGUGGGGCGAUGGUGUAUUGAACUAUUCAGUAAACGAACGACCUCCAUCUUUCAUGCCGCCAGCGAUUCCUCUCGUGAGCAUCAACCCUAGUUCUCCUCAGGCGAGAAGUUCUGACCACCUUCUGACACAUGUUUCUGUCUCAUCACCUUCUUCAAAACUCAAGGCUACGUUCACUAGAGUGCCCUCUAUGCGGCCGAAGGAACCUCCUCCGGUUGUACCAUCUCGUCCACGUGAAUCACGAAUUGCUGAGCUUUACAGAGAAAGAGGAGCAGAAAUGGGGAUUUUGAGCCCGGUUCCUGUUGAUUUUGCGUCUAGGGAUCUUCCGUCUCCACCUGCAAACGAGGAGGGAGUUUCUAUGAAGAAAGAUGCUGUACGUCCAGUCCAGCCGCCACCACUUCCUCCAUCCAAGCACCUGAAACCGAGCCUAAAUUUGGAGAAUGUAGAUCGACCUCCGUUACCACAGAAGCCUCCAAAAGUUCUCGGCAGGACUGAAACAGGCGUCGAUGUCCGCGAACUAGCUGCGAAGUUCGAUGCAAAGCUACAUAGUAAAAUGUUUUCACAGCUGCUACCGCUCACAUUCUGUCAGUUGAGCAUAAUGGCUGGUUAUAUCGCUGUGACUCAAUUCAUCUAA